CGCCGCCCCGCUCGCACGCGCACCGCGGCGGGGGCGGGGUGCGGGCUGGCGAGGGUCAGUGCCGCCCCGCCCCGCUGCAGCCCAGCGGCUUCCUCCUCCUGCUGCUUCUCCUGCUCCUGCCUGGGAAAGCCUCGGGCAGACCCCUGCUGGGCACAGCAUGGAGGAUUCCCCCGCCAGGAGCCCGCGCCCGGUGGGCCUGACCUCCAUGGUGGCAGCGUCGCAGGUCCUGGGCCUUGCUGUGAUCAUCCUGAUGGGGGCCUGGAUGGGCCAGUAUCGAGGCGGCAUUGCUUGGGAGAGCGAGACCUUGCAGUUCAACGUCCACCCGCUGUGCAUGGUCAUCGGGAUGGUCUUUCUCCAAGGAGACGCCCUUUUGGUGUACCGAGUCUUCAGGAACGAGAGCAAGCGCUCCAGCAAGAUCCUGCACGGGCUGCUCCACGCCCUCGCCCUGGUCCUUGCGCUGGUCGGCCUGGUUGCCGUCUUCCAGUCCCACCAGCGCCAAGGGAUUCCGGACAUGUACAGCCUGCACAGCUGGUGUGGGGUGGCGGCGGUCGGCUGCUACUUCAUCCAGUGGCUGCUGGGCUUGGGCUUGUUCCUCUUCCCUGGCGCCUCCCUCCCGCUCCGCAGCCGGUACAAAGCCCAGCACGUCUUCUUCGGCGUCUUCCUCCUGCUCCUCUCUCUUGCCACGGCCCUGCUGGGGAUCCUGGAGCUGCUCCUCUUCAAGAUCCGGGACGGCUACAGCAACUUUGUCUCCGAAGGAGUCCUUGCCAACAUCCUGGGCCUCCUGCUGGUCGCCUUUGGGGCAGUGAUGGGCUACAUCUUGACCCGGGACGAGUGGAGGAGGCCCCCCCUAGCCGAGGAGCUGGCCCUCUCCAUGGACUUCAAGAACCUCACGGAAGACGAGAGCCCCGUGAGCCCCCACUAGCGCCCCUCCACACCUCUGAGCCUCACCGGGGUGGGGGGGGGAUCGCUGCGCGUCUUCGUGUGGUUGUGUCUGGCUUGUCUUGUGGCAUCUGGCUGCCACCUUCCCUGCUCCUCGUGUGUCACCCCCUGCCCUGCCCCCCCCCCACGGGACCACUUUUCUUUCCAUGCAGUUUCCUUGGGUAGACGCUAAGGAACUCCGCGUGAUGAGCAGGGAGGGGGCAGCCACUUCUCCAGCCGGGGGGAGGGCGAGUGUCCUCGGCCCUGGGGCUAGCGGGGGGGGGGGUGUCUUGUACCCUCUUGGGGAGACUCGGCUGGCGUGAGGAGAUGCUCCUCGGGAGCCCACUUUUAGCUCCUCAGUCCUCAUUGGCUGACUGGUAACUGGACUUCUCUACCUGUUACCAGAAGAGGCGAUUCAGGUGCUGAGAGGGCAGAGCAAACCCUCUCCAACUUGAAAUCCUGCUGGCCUAGAUGGGCCAAUCAAAGUGAAUUCUGUGUGCCCCUCCCCUCCCUAAUGCGCACACGCACGUGUGUACACACACACACACACACACACACACCCUCUCUCUGGUUUUAUGUACUGAGGGAUUCUUGCCGAGUUUCUCCCUUUUAUUUCCACAGCAGUGGCCAAAGUGAAUGCAGGGGGAGAGAGACCCGCAAGUGCAGGGAUCCUUCCAUUCAGUGCCACCUCUUCCUUGAGCAGCAGCGAGUUGGUGGAGGCUUUGGGGCUCUCCGUUCCACACCUGGCCUUAGUGGGGGGAGGUAUGCCCGAAAGCCCCGGACCCUCCUCUUUUCUCGGGUUUUGAUGGAGGUCUUUCUUUGGAUGCUGACAACUUGCCUGGGAAGCACAAGCUGUUCUGGGAGCGAUGGGUGGUGCUCUGAUGGACGCCCCUGCUCUGCCCAUUGUGCAACAGUCAGGACACCCUUCGGUGGUUCUUUGGGGAAGGCAGGGAGUGGGGCAGGAAGGGCUCCUUCGGGCUUUUCGGAGAUGUGCCAUGUGCCAAAGGCAGGCGACUGAACUAGCUCCAGAAGCAUCCGAGGCCAUCGUGGAGGUAAAGGCCGGAUCGGGGGCUUCAUGAGGAGGCUUUGGCUAAAGGGUGAGAAGUGGUUUGAUUGAAGCCUUGCAGGGCACCCAAAUGCUCAACAUUAACAGUCCAUGUGAAAAUAUUCAUUUUCCACGCAACUGCUUGUAUUCAAGACUUUGUUCUCUGCAAGCAGCACAAAUUGCAUACUAUAAAAAUAACUUAUAAAAUCAAAGGGGGAUAAUCCAGUUCCUAUAAAUAAACACUGACCUAAAUAUGCCUUAACACCAAAUUAACUUUUUCUUUUACUGCCCAGUAUGUAUAUUGUGUUUGGUGGAGUUCAAUAAAUAUUUACAGCAA
This is a messenger RNA of Hemicordylus capensis (graceful crag lizard), 2300 nucleotides long. Its product is annotated as transmembrane ascorbate-dependent reductase CYB561. The coding region runs from base 158 to 922 and encodes 254 amino acids. NCBI's taxonomy places the organism in Eukaryota, Metazoa, Chordata, Lepidosauria, Squamata, Cordylidae. Gene Ontology annotation, molecular function: oxidoreductase activity. The transcript has 6 exons. Gene Ontology annotation, cellular component: lysosomal membrane. The record is from RefSeq and is a predicted model, not a curated record.